GAGUUGGGACCGAUUGUUCUUGGUGGCAUCAACGGUCGGGGACCCUCUACCGGUACAGUUGGUCACGGGGACAAUCCUUUCCAAAUUCCAAAUUGAAGUAGCCAAUCAUCAAGAACAAUCCGCUUGUUUCUACUGCUACUACCACCAUUUGCAUGUGAGCACUAUCCCUGAGGCAUACUGUAAAGGAGUUUUUUUUUCCCCAGUGUAACCAUGUCGGAUUGUAAUUAGCGAAGUUGUGCAAUUCAGUUACCGGAAGUGAAAAGAGCAGGCAACAGAGCUGUGUAGUUGAUUGAGCUUUUUGCAGGAACUUUAUAGUUUGCAAAGAACAACAACAAGAAUCAAACAGGAGCAUAGCAACACAAGCAAAGAUACCACCAAAAUUUCUCUCCAUUGAGACCAAUACAACAGCAAAGGACACUGCCCCAUUGAGUUCCCCACCCAGUCCCAUCGGCACCAUGAGGGCCACCCUCCGCCUCGCCAUUGCCGUGGCCAUGGCCGUGGUGGUCUCCCAAUCGCUUGCUGCGACGGCUCCUGCGCCGCGUGACGCCCGAGAAACGCCACCGGCGUCGACGACGGUGCGCGCCGGAUUCUACCUCGCCGCCGACGCCCGUCUCCGGCAUCUCGAUAGGCUCGACCCCUCCCUCUACACGCACCUCUACUACUCCGCGCUGGCCGUGCACCCCACCACCCACAAGCUCGUGCUCCCCACGGACCCGGCCCAGGCGGGCCUCCUCGCCACCUUCUCCCCCACGCUCAAGUCCAAGAACCGGGCGCUCGAGACCCUGCUCUCUGUCGGCACCGCCGGCAUUGGCGCAGGUGCGGAUUCGCAGACCGACCCAGCGUUCGCCGCCAUGGCCGCGGACCCGGCGUCCCGCGCGGCGUUCGUUGCCGAGGCCGUCGCGCUGGCCCGGGACAGCGGCUUCGACGGGCUCGACGUCGCGUGGCGGUUCCCGGCAUCUGCCGUGGAGAUGGCCAACUUCGGGUUCCUCGUUUCCGAGUGGCGCGCCGCCGCGCCGCCGGGGUUCCUGCUCACCGCCACGGUCUACUUCUCCAACCACGUCUUUGACGCGCCGCUCCCGGGCGUGGACUACCCGUCCGAGGCCGUGGCGAGAUGCCUCGACUGGGUCAAUGUCGUGGCGUUCGGUCUCCACCCGCUCGCCGCGGGUGCGACCAACGCGACGGCCUUCGACGCGCCGCUCUAUGACCGGGCGUCCCACUUCUCGGCGAGCUACGGCGUCGUGUCUUGGAUCGACGCCGGCGUGCCCGCGAGCAAGGUUGUCAUGGGCCUCCCGCUCUACGCCUGCUCGUGGUUCCUACGCAACAAGGCAAACAGCGGCGUCGGGGCGCCGGUGGUCGCCGCGGGGCCGAAGCAGCACGGGAGCAACGCCACCGGCAUUAUGUCCUACGCCGAGGUCCAGAAAAUCGCCGCUGCCGGCGGGGGCAGCCACCGCGCGGUCACCACGACGUUCGACAACGCGUCCGUAGCGUCCUACCUGUCCAUGGGUGACGUCUGGGUCGCCUUCGACGGUGCGGCAGUCGUGGCCGAGAAGCUCGCCUUCGCAGCGCGGCGUGGGCUCCUCGGCUACUUCCUAUGGCCGGUGAACUACGACGACGCCAACCUCACCGUCUCAAGAAGUGCAUUGGAUGUCUGGAUGAAGAACGAGAUUUCGUCGAAUUCGAAGAAUGACACCGGCGUCAGGCAGACACAGGGGCCGGUUCGGUUGCCGCCGGCUCUCCAGUCCCCUGCAGGAACGCCAGGACCAGGGCCGGCGCCGACGUCUGGGUCGCGCUCAUGGCUGCCUUGGACGAAGCUUGACGCGUUCCUGCAUUUUGGGGGGUUAAUUCUUGUGUGCUUUUAGUCGUAACAAGCUUGCUAUGGUCCUGCAUUUGGGAUUACUUGAGUUCUGUAAUCGAACUAUCGAAGAGAAGCAUCAUUGCAUAAAUUGUGCAUUUUGUAUUCUAA
Sorghum bicolor (sorghum) is the source of this 1963-nucleotide messenger RNA. Its product is annotated as chitinase-3-like protein 1. Lineage: Eukaryota; Viridiplantae; Streptophyta; Magnoliopsida; Poales; Poaceae. The coding region runs from base 456 to 1859 and encodes 467 amino acids. Gene Ontology annotation, molecular function: chitinase activity; chitin binding. The record is from RefSeq and is a predicted model, not a curated record. Gene Ontology annotation, cellular component: extracellular region. The transcript is spliced from 2 exons. Gene Ontology annotation, biological process: chitin catabolic process; carbohydrate metabolic process.